CUGUGAGUUACAAAAGCAGCCGGCAAAUUGUUAUUUUUAUUUACAUUUAAAGUGCGCGCAAUUAUAUAAAAAAAGUUCCUUUAAAAUGUUAGUUAGUAAAGUAAAGUACAUACAAGCGCUUGGCGUACGCUGCAGCAGCUCGCACUAUGUGACAACACCAAUAUUCUACGUUAAUGCAGCUCCACACAUUGGGCAUCUCUACUCGGCGGUUAUAGCCGAUGCGCAUUGCCGAUACCAGCGACUGCGGCACCCGGAACGCAAGGUGCGUCUCUGCACGGGCACGGAUGAGCACGGCACAAAGAUUCAACAGGCGGCAGCUGCGCACAAGGUGCCCGUGGGCCAGUACUGCGAUGAGGUGUCGGCGCGUUAUCGUGACGUGUUUAGGGCAGCGGGUAUAGAACACGAUGAUUUCAUACGCACCACCGAGCAGCGACACAAACAGGCUGUGGCACACUUCUGGCACAGAUUGCAGUCGAGGGGUCAUAUCUAUUCGGCGGCCUACAGCGGUUGGUACUGCGUAUCGGAUGAAACCUUUCUGACUGAGUCGCAGCUGCGCCUUGACGCGACCAGUGGCACACGCUACUCAUUGGAAUCGGGUCAUCCGGUGGAGUGGACUGAGGAAACGAAUUACAUGUUUCGCUUGAGCCAAUUCCAAGACGAUGUGCGUCAUUGGGUUCAGCAGGAAGCGUGCAUACGUCCAGCCAAGUUCCAAAAGAUUCUGCUCGAUACGCUCAGUGAGCCGCUGCCCGACGUGUCCGUUUCCCGGCCCGCGAAUCGUGUCCACUGGGCCAUACCCGUACCAAAUGAUGACACCCAAACCGUGUACGUCUGGCUAGAUGCUCUGAUUAACUAUCUCAGCUCCCUUGGCUAUCCCAACGAACAGUAUCUAGCCGAUUGGCCGCCCGCACAGCAAAUCAUUGGCAAGGACAUACUUAAAUUCCACGGCAUUUAUUGGCCCGCCUUUUUGCUGGCCGCCGGUCUGGCGCCGCCGCAGCAGCUACAUGUGCACUCGCACUGGACAGUGGAUGGUCAGAAGAUGUCCAAAAGCAAGCACAAUGUUGUUGAUCCCGUGCAGGCAGCCCAACAGUAUACCAUGGAGGGUCUGCGUUACUUUCUGCUGCGCGAGGGCGUGGCACACAGCGAUGGCAAUUAUAGUCAUGUGAAGGCGCUGCGCAUAUUAAACUCGGAGCUGGCGGACACUUUGGGAAAUUUGUUGUCGCGUGCGUGUGCCAAGUCGCUGAAUCCACAACAGAUUUAUCCGGAGCCGCAUGUCGAGCACUUGCCACAUCUGCUGCACGACGUGGAUGCUGCCAAGCGGUUGCAGGAGGCGCUGCUGCAGCUGGAGGGGCGCUGUGAGCAGCACUACGAAGGCAAUCACUUCCACUUGGUGGCGGACACGGCCAUUGCAGCGCUGCAUGCGGCCAACAAUUUCUUUGAGUGCGCCAAGCCCUGGGAGCUGAAGGCUGGCGGCAGCUCACCCAAUCCACCACGCCUUCAGACAAUAAUCGCGAUGACAAUGGACGCGUUGCGGCUUUGUGGCAUUGUGUUGCAGCCAAUGAUGCCGCAGCUGACCAGCCGCCUGCUCGAUAAGCUAAACGUGCCCACUUCGCAGCGCAGCUGGCGUCAUUUGCAGGAGAGCUUCGCCACGACCACGACCAGCACUGACGGCGUGCACAAGAAUCGCCAGCUGGAUGAGCAGAGCAGUGCACACUUAUUCCAGCGCAUUUUGGAACAUCAGAAUAAACCAGCCGAGCAGCAGCAGCAGCAACAGUCUCUGUCGCACGUCAAGCGCACCCAAUCAAAAAAGGAGCGCAAGACAACAACGAGAAUGUCUUGACUGUCCGGGCUGGCACGUAGCUAACGUAAUAAACUGUAGCCAAACUCGAGUAGUUACUC
Molecule: messenger RNA, 1896 nt
Organism: Drosophila novamexicana
Lineage: Eukaryota; Metazoa; Arthropoda; Insecta; Diptera; Drosophilidae
Gene: MetRS-m
Product: methionine--tRNA ligase, mitochondrial
Exons: 6
Coding region: 86-1837 (583 amino acids)
Biological process (GO): methionyl-tRNA aminoacylation
Molecular function (GO): methionine-tRNA ligase activity; ATP binding
Source: RefSeq, a predicted model, not a curated record